AGGGCCCUUGACCCUCACUUUCUCCUCCUCCCGGUAACUUUCUCCAAGCACUAAACAAAUUGAGCACGCUCAUCGUAACACGGCCGUCCGAGAAGGUCUCGUAUGACGACGGCGAGGAGGAGGAGCAGCUCUCUCUUCGGGCUCGGCUGCGGCUGCAAGGACUCGGUCUCGGUGUCGGCGUCCGAGACCGCCUCCGACAAAUCCACCGUGACCCCUCGCAGGGUCAGGGAUCCAUCCUCCGCGGACACCCUGACCCUGACCUCCCCCUCCUCCUCGUCCUCUUGCUGGGAUGAGGAGGAGGAGGAGGAGAAGAAGCCCGAUAGCUCGGCGAGCACGCCGAACUUCUCCGGGAUUCUGCGCAAGCUCAACGAACUGGAGCAGAAUGUCAUGGCCUGGGGGAGGAGUCUUCCUCCUCCUCCUCCUCCACCCCCUCGCCAUCGGAGGAGCGACAGCGAAGGAAGGCGAAGAAUAGAGGAGAGCGUGGCGGUGGUGAAGGAAUCAGCCGACCCAUUAGGGGAUUUUAGAGGCUCGAUGCUGCAAAUGAUUGUCGAGAAGGAGAUCGUCGACGGGGAGGAGCUGCGAGAGCUCCUCCUCCGUUUCCUCUCCCUCAAUUCUCCCCGCCACCACGACCUCAUCCUCCGGGCUUUCGCCGAGAUCUGGGACGAGGUCUUCUCCGGCUACGAGGACACCCCCGAUCUCCUCCGCCGUACCUACUCCUGCUUCUCCCUACCUCGGCACUUCUAAUAAUCAUACGUUAGCCAAUUUUGCUACUACCAUUGACAAGGCUCAAGCGUGGAAAGAUGAUUUGCAUUCGAGGUGGUUCAACUUUCUUUAUGCUCUUGUUUGUAUGUGAUUAUUUAUGAUAUAUUUAUUAAUUAGCAUAAAUUUGCAUGCGAUCAAUAUUAUUAUUUGUUUCUUCACACGUGUCUUUGAGUUUUUUUUUAGAUUAUUUGUACUUCUUGAAGCGAGAACAUUUCCACAUGGAAGGUGUUACUACGAGCACUACAAGAGGGUAUUUCUGUUUCAUCAA
Messenger RNA from Phoenix dactylifera (date palm), 1030 nucleotides. RefSeq lists its product as uncharacterized. The record is from RefSeq and is a predicted model, not a curated record. Gene Ontology annotation, biological process: negative regulation of DNA-templated transcription. NCBI's taxonomy places the organism in Eukaryota, Viridiplantae, Streptophyta, Magnoliopsida, Arecales, Arecaceae.